GGGGGCAGCUCAGCAGGACCCCGCUCACGCGCGCUGGCGCUCCAGGCGCCGUGGUCCACUUCCACGACGGGCGCCGAGCCUCCUGCGUGCGUGAGCGCGAGAGAGAGAGAGAGAGAGAGCAGCGCGAGGACAUGGCGGCCAAGAUCCAGAGUCUGACGGACGAAGAGCGGGCCCACCUGCUCCCUCUGCUGCGCAACGCCCAGUGGGUGGAGGUGGUGGAGCGCGACGCCAUCUACAAAGAGUUCAUCUUUAAAGAUUUCAACCAGGCUUUUGGAUUCAUGUCCAGAGUGGCUUUACAAGCUGAGAAGAUGGACCAUCACCCUGAGUGGUUCAACGUCUAUAAUAAGGUCCAGAUCACGCUCAGCACACAUGACUGUGGAGGCCUCUCCCAGCGCGACGUCACACUGGCCACUUUCAUCGACCAAGCUUCUCUGAUGUGAAAGUGGUGCAAGUCCAAACAGCUGGAAACGCGAUACACAAAUAACCUGCAGUGGUUGCCUUCAUUGACAGAUUAUGUAGCUGUGCGUAAGGGGUCCAAACAUUCUGUAUAAUACUGUAUAUUGUUGUCCUGUUCAAGGGGAAUAAAUGAGAUUGCAGCCAA
This is a messenger RNA of Betta splendens (Siamese fighting fish), 601 nucleotides long. RefSeq names its product pterin-4 alpha-carbinolamine dehydratase/dimerization cofactor of hepatocyte nuclear factor 1 alpha (gene pcbd1). Gene Ontology annotation, biological process: tetrahydrobiopterin biosynthetic process. Gene Ontology annotation, molecular function: 4-alpha-hydroxytetrahydrobiopterin dehydratase activity. Bases 132 to 440 code for a protein of 102 amino acids. The transcript is spliced from 4 exons. The record is from RefSeq and is a predicted model, not a curated record. Lineage: Eukaryota; Metazoa; Chordata; Actinopteri; Anabantiformes; Osphronemidae.